GAGCUCGGGUUUAUGUAACAGGAAGUGAACGUUAUGAAAACAAACGCGCUCCACACCCUGAUAAGAAGCAACUGCACGCGCUCAGCGGUUGGAAACUACAAUAAUUAACUUGAACAGAUCAGUGUUGAGCAGCUCCACAGCUGUCAUGCUGAAAGCUGUGGGACAAGCUCUCUUCUCAACUGGACUGCAGAGUCCCAAAUUCACAGAACAGGAGAAAAAGGGACCAGACUAUGAGAUCCGCACCUACCACGCCACUAAAUGGGUGAGCACCUCUCUGAGUGCGAUGCAGUGGGACGCAGCCCUGAACACUGGCUUCCGCAGACUGUUCAAUUACAUUCAAGGCAACAAUCAUAACAAAGUCAAAGUUGAGAUGACAGCCCCUGUGACGUGUCGUGUGGACCCUGGAGCCGGCCCCGCAUGUGAAUCUCAGUUCACUGUAUCUUUCUACAUCCCGGAGGAGCAUCAGGAAAAUCCACCGGAGCCGAGCGACCCACAGGUGUUUGUGGAGCACAGGAAGGAGUUCACGGCUUAUGUCAGGACAUACGGGGGUUUCUCCAAUGAGAAGAUGAAGCACGAGGAGCUCCAGAAACUUCUGCAGAGCCUACAGAGGGACGGCGUCCCAUAUGUGGACCAGCCAUUCUACACAGCCGGCUAUGACAGCCCCUUUAAACUGACCAACCGCAGGAACGAAGUCUGGAUCCUCAAGAAGGAAGAGGAGCAACAGUAGAGAGUUCAAAGGUCACGCAAAACACCCUGAAGAAAACAUUCACAUUCAAAUUCUCAGAGAUUGGCAUUACAGCACUCAUCAAUGUUCAAGGGCACAAAUUUGUUGCUUUUAUAUGAAUGUGAUAAAUGAAGCUUCAAAGGUCAUAUUAAGACAUCAUUAAAUACCUUUUUUUGGGUCUGACUACACACUAAAAGUUACUGAAAUACAGACUCAUUCUCAGUCUGAAUAAAAAGGCUAAACAUCAUUUCAUUUAGUGAAUAAACCAGAAGGAAGACGUGGCCACAGUGGGGAAAUAUUUCCAGCAGGUGGAGCUAAACAGUGAGGAAACGUUUCUUCCUUUUGGUGCAUCUUCUUAGGACAAAACCCACAAGUGCCUCUUCACUUUUUAUUGCUCACAUUGCUGAUUGCUGUUUAUUCAGUGAUUCUUAAAGGUCAAAAAAUACUUAAAAUACCUGAGUCAUGUGGUAUUUGUUUACACCUGAACUUUACUGUGACAAGACUGUGCAGGGUGAAGAAAUAGAGGGAAGGCUCACAUUCAACAAUACUUGCAUGCCGUUAUGAACAAUAAAAGUACUAUUAGUCACUGCAGUUGGAGGACAAAAUCCAGAGUCCACAUUGUGUACAAAAAUACUUUGUGAAGUCUACAACUGUUGGAGUCUGAUCAAGUGAGAAUCUUCCAAAUGAUACAAAUUUCCCCCGUUGGUAUUAGUAUUCCUCCACUGCAGCUGUAAUUUUACUAAGAAUCUCCACUUGAUUUUAGCUCAUAUAGCUCAUAUUCACCUCAGUUGAACAAUAAAAUGUAUUUUUUUUUCUUGAAGUAAGGGCCAUAUUGAUUAUAUUGUCCCCCAUCUUUUACAUCGAAAUCACAUUAGAGAGGGGGCUCUUUUCUGUCAGAUAAGCAAGAGGAAUGAUUACAGCGACCAAUCAGCAACAGGCAUGCUGUUAUUUUUUAUUAAUUGAAAAAAAUUUGAAUCUG
Messenger RNA from Thunnus maccoyii (southern bluefin tuna), 1703 nucleotides. RefSeq names its product heme binding protein 2 (gene hebp2). The record is from RefSeq and is a predicted model, not a curated record. Gene Ontology annotation, cellular component: cytoplasm. NCBI's taxonomy places the organism in Eukaryota, Metazoa, Chordata, Actinopteri, Scombriformes, Scombridae. The coding region runs from base 146 to 727 and encodes 193 amino acids. The transcript is spliced from 5 exons.